GCACUAACCCACGUGUUCACAGCAGUGAGAGAGCUAGCUGUCGCUCACACUGGCGCUGUCUCUUAAUUAAUCUAGUCAAGAUGAGGCCAUUAACCGACGAGGAGACGAAAACGAUGUUUGAGAAACUGUCGAAAUACAUCGGUGAAAACAUCAAACUCCUCGUGGAUCGACCGGACGGCACCUACUGUUUCAGGCUCCACAAUGACCGCGUGUACUACAUGAGUGAGAAAAUCCUUAAACUGGCCACAAACAUAUCCCGGGACAAGCUCGUGUCUGUGGGCACCUGUUUUGGAAAGUUCACAAAAACCCACAAAUUCCGCCUGCACAUCACAGCUCUGGAUUUCCUGGCGCCCUAUGCAAAGUUCAAGGUGUGGGUGAAGCCUGGAGCAGAGCAGUCCUUCCUGUAUGGGAACCAUGUGCUGAAAUCUGGGCUCGGCAGGAUCACAGACAACACAAUGCAGUACCAGGGGGUUGUGGUCUACUCCAUGGCAGAUGUGCCCCUGGGUUUUGGAGUGGCAGCAAAAUCUACACAGGAGUGCCGGCGAGUCGACCCCAUGACCAUUGUCGUGUUCCAUCAGGCAGACGUCGGAGAGUUCAUCAGGAGCGAGGACACAUUGACAUAGACCGUGACAGGGUGGAUCCCCAACUGGACUGGCGAUCAUGCUUUCUUUACCUUUACUCAGAAACAGGCCGUUUCACACCCGGAGGUGGUGCAUCACAGCUGCUGUCUUCACUGGUUUGCCUCUGAGCUGCUCCACUGGAGUAGCUGGGCUGAAGAGCCUGGCUCAGCUGACUGCAGAUCUUCAUACUGAAACAGUCUCUGCCCAGGCCAGGGACUGAAACAAGGACUUUGUGUAUUGAAAAGCCUGCUUCACGCAGUUUGGGGCUUUCUCUGCUCUUCCAUCUCAACAGUGAGCCAGUGACUGAGGUGCACAGGAGCUGUCAGGGCCCUACCAACAUUGUCACUCGCACUCAGUUUUAUGUAAAAUCUUGUGAAAAUGAAAAGCAUUGCCUUUCUAUUUGUGUAUAGUGUCACUGUUUUCCAAAUAAAUUCAAUGUAUUUCUGAUUUUGGAUUCAGAAGCUUGUUAAAAUUGAACUGUGCAUAAAUUGUUUACAUCCAGAAAUAACUGAGUUGUCUUUCCAUCUGUUUUUAAUAGUAGGUAACUUAAGCCAAA
This is a messenger RNA of Myripristis murdjan (pinecone soldierfish), 1176 nucleotides long. RefSeq names its product NIP7 nucleolar pre-rRNA processing protein (gene nip7). Gene Ontology annotation, cellular component: nucleus. The coding region runs from base 81 to 623 and encodes 180 amino acids. NCBI's taxonomy places the organism in Eukaryota, Metazoa, Chordata, Actinopteri, Holocentriformes, Holocentridae. Gene Ontology annotation, molecular function: RNA binding. The transcript has 5 exons. The record is from RefSeq and is a predicted model, not a curated record. Gene Ontology annotation, biological process: ribosome assembly.